Molecule: messenger RNA, 2637 nt
Organism: Acaulospora morrowiae
Lineage: Eukaryota; Fungi; Glomeromycota; Glomeromycetes; Diversisporales; Acaulosporaceae
Source: the annotation of a GenBank genome assembly
AUGAAGCGGAUUAAUGUUACCGGGAAUCUGUUAUUACUUUACACGGGCAUAAUCCUUGUGAUUGUAUUUAACGUUAUAGCUGACCGAUCGUCAGUGUUUCCCGGUCCAAGAUUCGAACAUUCAUCUGUGCUCAAGGAUUCCACACUUUACUUCAUCGGUGGCGUCACCGACUCCGACAGUCCUUUCUAUUCUCUUGACGUAUCAUCUUUCUUCACGUCCUCUACUCCUUUGCCGGAACAGUUGUCCUUUACUAAAUUAUCACCAACAACGAAUAACCUUCCUUUAAUAAACGACACAGGUCUCAACUUUACUCCUGUUGUGCUAUGCGGUCCGGAAAAUGAACAGAACAUUUACCUGUUCACGAAUAAGCCUCCACAAUCGAUAAUUUCGAUAUAUAAUCUUACAUCAUGGACACUUGAAGUUAGUGAUAAACAACAAAUUGGGAAUUGGCAGACUACUCAAGCGAUUUGCGAUGACAAAAGAAUAUUAUUAUUUCAAGGCAUACAAGAUGUGAUAAUGAGCGGUGACAAGAUUAACGCGCCCGGCGUAUUUCUUUAUUACGAUUUGGUGAGCUCGACACUAACCAGUGAAUUGUCAGUGGAUCCAAAAAUCCAUGGAUUAGUGAGACCGUUUAUUGUUCAACUGAUCGACGGAAAUGUGUUAAUGAUUGGUGGGAAGAUGAGAAAGAUAGAUGGAGCCUUCGAAUAUAGAUCCAUGUCCGAGCUUAAUAUUUACGAUCCAAAUACUAGUACAUGGAUUAGCAUGAAUGCAACGGGUCAAAUUCUCGCCGGUCGAGAAUCAUUUUCGCUAUCACCAACACAGGAUGGAAGAUUAAUUCUAUAUGGUGGAAUAAAUAACGUAAACACGAACCCAAUAUCGCCGGAUAUAGCGGUGCUUGAUACUACCAGUAAUCCUUUUCGAUGGUCAACUCCGGAAGUACUUUCUCCAAUACCCUCGAGAUAUUCUCAUACUGCCAAUGUUGUAGGAAAUAAUUUGAUCGUUGCUUUUGGACUGAUUAUACAAGGGAACUCAUCCAUACCAACAUCAGAACUUCACGUUCUUGAUAUUUCCUCUACCUCCAAAUUUACCUGGAUCCAAUCUUAUUCUCGUUCACCUUUUCCCUUGGUCUAUCAAUCAACUAUCUCGCUGGAGGCCGACUACCCUAGAAUUCAGCGACGGAGCGACGAUUUCGUCGUUCACAGAUCCACUUUUGUAGUUCUUUUAAUGACGUUCCUCGUCGUCGUUAUUUUUCUGGUAUCUGUCAUCAUAGUAAUGUGUCGAAACAACGUGAUCCAUCUACAGAUAGUGAAGGACAAAAAUCAUGAUGAAGAGUCUCCAAGUAUAAUAAGCAUGGACAAUUCUAUUAUAUCGUAUGAAGGUCAGAUGGAUGAUACGAAGGGAAAAAAAAGUAUGAACGGUAAGAAGGAUCGCACGGAUAAAGCAAUAAAAUUUGUUAUUGUCAAUGAGGCUGAGAGUCCCGAUAAAACGCUUGAAGGACAAUAUGUCAAACCAAAUUUUGAUGAGCAUAACGAUACGCAUAGUGAUACUGGAUCGAUGGUACAAAAACACCGUGACGAAGAAUAUCAAUCGUUUAGUGAUAUCGAUAGGAGGAAUGGAAUUAAUUUCAGUAAGUUUGGAGCGGUGAGAACAGAUUUGAAGGACAUGGUGAAUGUUAGUAAAAGGGGUGGCGUCGACUUCACUCCAGUUAAUAACGAUCAAGAAACUCAAGGAAAUAACAAAACAGAUCAAACUUCUACAGAACAUGCUGACAAUGAGAAUAGCGUUCAGGUUGAAAAUGGAAGGAUAUCACAGAAAGGCACUAUUUCUACUUAUAACGAUUAUCAGGAUGAAGAGGAUACUAGAAAUUUCUAUGCAAUGGACUUUGAAGAUUUAAGUGAAAGUUCCAAUGCUCCAUACGCGAACCUACCAGCAUCUACUCAAUCUGUUGUACCAUCAACUCAGAAAGUGCAGCCGUCGACACCAAUAAAUCGAACAUUCAAAUCAUCACACUCUUCGAUAUCACAGAAUUCCUCCGUAUCGUCAUACUCGCGAUAUUCUCCAGAGAUAGUAACUCUACCAUCCACACCACGCCUGACAUUACCAUCCACACCACGCCUGACAUUACCAUCUACACCACGCCUGACAUUACCAUCCUCACCACGCCUAAUAACUUUACCAUCAUCGCCACGUUCAACAAUAAUACCCUCACCACAUUCAAAAACCUUUUCAUCAUUGCCCCGUUUAAAUAAUUUACCAUCUUCACCACAUUUAAAAACCUUUUCAUCAUUGCCACAUUUAAAUAUCUUAUCAUCCUCACCACAUUCAACAUCAUCUUCUUCACCACGUCUAAUAACCUUACCAUCUUCGCCACGGUCAACAUUAUCUUCUUCACCACGUCUAAUAACCUUACCAUCUUCGCCACAGGAAAGCUCCACUAUUUCUCGCAUACCUCCCACCCUCAACAUAUGGAAACCAAAUCCAAUUAAUCAGUCGAAAGAAUCCAUCCUCCCUUCUCAAACCAACCUGAAUUACAGUAGAGAAAAUGCGAAGAGAGUUGUGCAAACAGAAUUCGCUGAAAAGGAAUCCAAUGGAUUUGAUUUUAAGAAAAUUAUAAAUUUCGGUGGGGUUAAAAUGUAG